This is a messenger RNA of Entamoeba dispar SAW760, 339 nucleotides long. Its product is annotated as protein disulfide isomerase, putative. NCBI's taxonomy places the organism in Eukaryota, Evosea, Mastigamoebida, Endamoebidae. The coding region runs from base 1 to 339 and encodes 112 amino acids. Gene Ontology annotation, molecular function: protein disulfide isomerase activity. The record is from RefSeq and is a predicted model, not a curated record. The transcript has 2 exons. Gene Ontology annotation, biological process: protein folding. Gene Ontology annotation, cellular component: endoplasmic reticulum.
AUGAUUAUUGCUGCUUUUGCUUCAUUUAAUGUAUCUCCACAACAAUUAGAGAGAGAACAAAAGAAAGGUGGUAAAUUUUUUGUUAGAUAUUAUGCACCAUGGUGUGGAUUUUGUAAGAUGAUGUCUUAUGACUAUAAAAAAUUAUUCAGAAAAUAUAAAGGAACAAAGGUUACAGUUUGUCAAAUUGAUUGUGAUAAAUAUAAUAGCUAUUGUGAAAAGAUGGGAAUAGAAGGUUUCCCUACUUUAAAGUUAUAUGAUGGUGCAUCUUUAAUUAGUGAAUACGAAAAAGACAGAACAUAUAAGGAUAUGGACAAAUUCCUUUCUGAUUAUCUUGCUUAA